AUGAUUUCAGUGAAUACCGUACAUAUCUCGACAUGUACUGUGACGCUGAGCAGUACCGGAGACUCACAAGCGGAUAAGGCCGCGGACAAGAAAAAAGUACCAACCGAGAAGCCGACGCGAGGGAAAGCUAACCGUCCAGCCCAUGUGGACCGUACUAGUCCUGUGUACACACAACAGCGGUCAUCGAACACUCAGCGUGCGCAGUUCGAGCAGCUGAAAAGAAAUGCGGGAAGUUCGGAUUGUUCAGCAGUCUCGGCGGAAGCAGCGGCGCGAGCAAGUCAAUUCUGUACUUCCCGCACUCCUCAUACCGUAUUCCAUCGUGAGCCAACACUGACCAGUGGUCAGCAGUAUCAUGUUCAGUCUGACCAGCUCAAAUCGGAGACGAGAUCAACGCCGCGUGAGCAGCGUAUGAGAGCUCGCGCAAACAGCAGCACACCGAGAGGGCGUAUAUCUACCGCGAGACUGAGCGGCGCAAGCUUGUCGGCGAAGAGCGACACGAACAGUCGCAUACUUAGCAGCCGCAGAUAUAUGCUAUCCGAGAUCAUCGGUGGCGGCGCAGCAGUGAGAGACCGCAAGACGAACGUGCAUCAGUACGAGACAAUGACAAACAAUGCAGCAACACUUGCGAAUGCUUUCAAGGCGGUUGAGGUACCCGGAAAAGGGUCUCGUGGCAAAAAUACGCAAAACAAUAGUGACGAUACACGAUCCUCUGAUAUUUCUGGCAGCGAUUCAGCAAAGGAUACAUCACGGCGCAAAGCACAGGCACACAUUCGAUCAUGCGCGCAAUUAGAACUCAGUAUGCCAAUAACUGCUAUAAGGGAGAUUACAGCAAAGGAAGUAAAUUAG
This is a messenger RNA of Gongylonema pulchrum, 846 nucleotides long. The record is from the annotation of a GenBank genome assembly. Lineage: Eukaryota; Metazoa; Nematoda; Chromadorea; Rhabditida; Gongylonematidae.